Cucurbita moschata (crookneck pumpkin) is the source of this 1091-nucleotide messenger RNA. RefSeq names its product reticulon-like protein B1. Bases 119 to 871 code for a protein of 250 amino acids. The transcript has 6 exons. Lineage: Eukaryota; Viridiplantae; Streptophyta; Magnoliopsida; Cucurbitales; Cucurbitaceae. The record is from RefSeq and is a predicted model, not a curated record.
CAUUUCCCUCUCUUUGCAUUUCGCGUUCUCUACUCAUACCUGGUCUCUCGUCUCUGCUUCGGAGACGAUUCUUUCUCGCAUUUCCAUUUUCUGUUCUUCAAUUUUGCCUGAAGGAUCCAUGGCUGACCAACCAGGCGGGCUGGAUUCGGUUAUUAACAAGAUCUCCGGUAAGAUCGACGGCUACAAUUCUUCCUCUUCCUCCGGCUCUGAUGAUGGCCACCCUUCAAAAAUCAAUGCUGUAAAAUCCCACGUUUUUAGGCUCUUCGGUAGAGAUAAGCCCGUUCACACGGUCUUGGGCGGUGGAAAACCUGCUGAUGUUCUUCUUUGGAGGAACAAGAAGAACUCUGCAGGCAUCCUUGGGGGUGCCACUGCCUUGUGGAUUCUUUUUGAGUUGCUUGAGUACCAAUUAAUCACUCUCGUAUGCCAUAUAUUAAUUCUUGUACUGGCUCUAGUUUUCACGCGGUCUUAUGCCAGUUCGUUUAUCAACAAGUCCCCACCGCAAAUCCCAGAUUUUAGACUUCCUGAAGAUCGUCUACUCGAGGUUGUCUCUGCACUGAGAAUCGAAAUCAACCAUGUAAUCUCCAAUUUACGUAACAUUGCUUCUGGGAGAGAUUUGAAGAAAUUCCUCCGUGCUUUUAUUGGCUUAUGGGUUCUAUCAAUGGUUGGAAGCUGGUGCAAUUUUCUGACCUUGUUAUACACAUCCGUUGUAUUGCUACACACUGUGCCAGUGCUAUAUGAGAAGUAUGAUGACCAGGUUGACGCAUUUGCUGAGAAGGCUUUGAUAGAGGUCAAGAAGCAGUAUGCUGUAUUUAGCGCCGAAGUUCUGAGUAAAAUCCCGAUGGGGGCACUUAAAGAGAAGAAGAAGGAUUAGGUUAUGUGGCAUUUUUGUCUGAUAUAAUGUGAUCGAGACGAUAGCCGAGCUGGAGACUCCAGAGAUCUUACAUAGACCCGAGUCUAUUUUGGUUGUAUUUACUUUUGUCUGCUUUGAUAUGUUUAUAAUUAUAAGUUAUUAAAUUUAUGUAAAUUAUGUUUUGCUCUUUAUUGUUUUGCUCUUAUGUAAUAAAGAAUGUGAUAUGGAAUGUUUUUAUAAA